Messenger RNA from Nymphalis io (European peacock), 5505 nucleotides. RefSeq names its product DNA polymerase zeta catalytic subunit (gene DNApol-zeta). NCBI's taxonomy places the organism in Eukaryota, Metazoa, Arthropoda, Insecta, Lepidoptera, Nymphalidae. Gene Ontology annotation, cellular component: nucleus; zeta DNA polymerase complex. The transcript is spliced from 20 exons. Gene Ontology annotation, biological process: double-strand break repair via homologous recombination; error-prone translesion synthesis. The coding region runs from base 197 to 5410 and encodes 1737 amino acids. Gene Ontology annotation, molecular function: nucleotide binding; DNA binding; DNA-directed DNA polymerase activity. The record is from RefSeq and is a predicted model, not a curated record.
UCAAAAUACUGUACAAAUACUAUGAUCUGAUAUCAAUAAGGGUUAACUUUUAUUAGUUUUAUGGACUUUAAAAUUAAAAAAAUAUCAAUAAAUAGGUGCCGUGCUAAUUAUUAACAAGUUUGGACAAGAUUGCAUUGAAAUAAAAACGAUUUCAUAAAACAAACAGUACAAAAUACAAGUAUAUAAAAUAUGUAAUAUGUUGGACAGCCCUAGAGAGGAAGAUGAUACAGACAAAAAUGAUGAACUAAGUAUUACAAAUAUAAAACCAGAAUUUUCAGUUCGAGUAGUUGUUUGUGAUCAUUAUCUUACAAGGCCGUUACCAGGGUUAGACGUUAUAUAUUCUGAUUUUCGAGGUUCUGAUAUAAAACAGGUACCAAUAUUAAGAAUAUUUGGCUCUACAUCUGAAGGAUAUAAAGCAUGUCUACAUAUACAUGGGGUAUUUCCUUAUUUUUAUAUACCAUGCCCUACACCAAAUCCAGAACCACAAUUUUUAUACCAAAUUGCUGCCAGCCUGGAUAAAGCUUUAAAUAUUGCUUUAAAACAAGCAACAUCAACCAAUCAGCAUGUGUAUAAAAUAACCCUUGUUAAGGGAUUACCAUUCUAUGGAUUUCAUGACAAGGUACAUCUAUUCUUAAAAAUAUUCUUAUACAACCCUGGUCUCAUUAAACAAGCAGUUGAAUUAUGCAGCAACGGAGCUAUUUUGGGCCAAGCUCUACAACCUCAUGAAGCUCAUCUUAAUUUUACUUUGCAAUUUUUCAUUGAUUUUAAUCUUUUUGGAAUGAGCAAUAUUGAUUUGCAAACUGUCAGGUUUCGCAAAUCAGGCAUUUCCCAAUGUAGUGAUGAACCAACAGGAUCUUAUGAAUCAAGCGUAAAACCUGAAAGUAGUUGUUAUUAUGAAGCAGAUUGUUUUGCAUCACAUAUAUUAAAUAGACAAAGAAUAGGUAGAGGUGAUGGUAUUGAAAAUCCAGGGCUUGAAGAAGUAUGGAAUCAGGAACUGGAACGGAGAAAACAACUUAACAUAUCCAUGGCUUCAAAAUCUCUGUCACAAUCGAGAAUAAACGUCAAAGAAACAGAUACGCACAGUAAAUUUGAACAAAUUAUGCAUAAUAAAAUUUCUAAUGUAAUCGAUAAACCGAUAGAGAUUACCAGUGAAGCAAAUUUAGAAUUAGUCAAUUAUCCAGCUGAAACUGCAGAAAAUUCACAGUUACUUAAUGCUACUGAUAUUAGUCAUCAUAUUCACCAGGAUGUUACCAGUUUAAGCAAUAAUUCUACAUUUAGAAUAACAGCUGAAUAUAUUGAUAAUGUUGACAAUACAUUGGUUGAUGAAGAUAUAGCAUUAAAUAGUAGUUUUUCCCUGAGACACAGUCAAAUAUUAUUGGACAAUGAUGAUUUAGAACUAGUGGACAUGCUGCAAGAUCUUGAUGAAAAAGCGGUCGAAGACGAUAGUGUAAUGGGAACACCAGCAAAUGAAGAAGAUAACUCAGAUUCUGAUAAUGCUGAGUAUUCACAGAUAUUUAACGAGGAAACGGUCAUUUUAAAUCCAUCUGAAAGAAUCCUGGAGAAUAGUGAAAGCUCACAAUCUUGGCAUGAUUCAUUCUGGGAUGGAGCCAGUAUACCGCAAUUAGAUGGCACUUGCGAUGAUGACCAUGUAAAGAAAAUGGGAAAAAGAAAAAUGAGAUCUUUUAAAUUAGGUUUAUCGAGACCGAAAAAUAAAAAGAAAAUGGAAACAACCAUAGCUAAGGAGUACGAAGAUAAGGAUAUGAAUGAAGUUGAAGAAAUCAACGUCUCUAGAGAAACAAUUGAGAACAUUUCUAAUUUACAUAUCCAAAGAAGUUGUAAGGCCGAACAGAAAUCUCUCAAAGAACAAUGUGCCGACGAUAAUAUAAAACAAUGUUCUAAUGAUGAAGUUUGUAUAGUUAAUUUAGUCUCCGAAGUUAGCUUAAAGCACAAUACUAAUGUUGACGCAGCUGUCUCAUAUGAUAUUCAAAAAGAAUUCGAACCAGUGGCAGGCCCAUCAAAUAUUAAGAUUCGCAAUUCAAAACAAAAGGAAUCUCCAAACAGUUCUGAUAGUGAGUCUAGUGAGGUUAAUCAGUCAUCGUCCGAAGAAAACAAAUUGGGGAUCGAAAGCUUCUAUGACAAGUCGCAUUUGUUUGAUUUAACAGCUACAGAAUAUGAAACGCACAAGAAUGAACACAAUGAAUCGAAUGUUAUAAAAGAAGAAGAAAAAGAAAAUUUCUAUAUAAAACGUGAAACAACAUCAAACACACCUAUUAAAACAGAUGUAUCAACAAAUAUUUUAAAUGAUAUAAUACUAACACCUAAAAUUAGACCUCCCACUAAAAACGAUAUUUUGUCUACCUUAAAAAUGUACGGAAUUCCAAAAAUAAGGAACCCUGAACCUUAUUAUUCUAAUUAUAAAGACGUUGGCGACAAAGUCGAAAUAGGACAAAUGGUACUAAAGCUAAAUAGCAAAUUAGCACAAGAUCAAAAGCCAUUUGGCCAAGUUUUAGACGUAACGAGCUUAGAUGAUUGGCGCCAAUUAUUAUUUUUACAAACAAAUGAAAUGACAGAAGAAUCAACAAAACCCGAAGCAAUGAAAGUGUUAUUGGCAAGUAAUCGUCGAUGUAUAUUAGAACCGUUAAAACGUCCUCCGUUAAGUAGUGAUGUUAAACGAUGGAUGGAAAGCAAACAUAAACUAACGCAAGAAACGGAUAAGGAAAUAAAUGUGAAUAUAAAUGAAAUAGAAAAUUCUCAAGAGAAUGAUUUGAAUGAUUUAAACAGUAGCAUUAGCUUGGAUGUAACAAUAAAGGAAAACUCCGAACUAAAUAACACUCUUCAAAUUACCAUGCAACCAGAUGGAGCAUUUCUUUGUUUUGGAAAUAGUGAGUCCAUUAAAGAGAAUACACUUAGUACACUUAGUAAUCCAACAGUUGAGACUGAUUUUCUCACGCUGAUGCUCUUAGAAGUUCAUACAUCCAUCAGGGGAGACUUGAAUCCAGAUCCCAAAAUAGAUCCCAUAGAAGCCAUAUUUAUGACAGUGACUAAUGACUGCCCCCCAAAUCACAGAUUGCAAAGAAAUGUCACGCAGAUUUUUGUCGUUGACGACAUGAAAGAUCCAAAUUUCUUAAACAGAUGCGUGUUUAACAUCGAGGUAAAUUAUCUGAAUAGUGAGAAUGAAUUGCUAGAGAAGAUUAUAGACCGUGUUAAAGGUCAUGAUCCAGAUAUUUUGUGUGGAUAUGAAAUCGAAAUGAAUUCUUGGGGAUACAUUCUUGAAAGAGCUCAAAUAUUGGGUCUUGAAUUUAUAAAAGAAAUAUCCAGAAUAACUGAAAAGAAUCGCCAGAAACGAUAUAGAAAUGAUGAGAGUGAAUUAGAAGGAAGAGUUAUCGGGAGAAUUACGUUUAAUGUCUGGCGUUUGUUCCGCUUCGAGCUCGCUUUAUCGAGCUACAGUUUCGAGAAUUGUAUGUACGCGAUAUUGAAUGAAAGGGUACCAAAAUACAGUUAUUCUCAAUUAGCUGAAUGGUGGAAGGAUGAAUCUAGAAUAUUACGCUGGAUACCCGUUGAAUAUUAUUUAACAAAAUUAAAUGGAACCGUCAGGAUGUUGGAAAAACUUGAUAUGAUAAACCGAACCUCAGAACUCGCUCGUCUGUUCGGGCUGCAAUGGUGGGAAGUGUUAUCGAGAGGAUCGCAGUUUAGGGUCGAAUCGUUAAUGCUUCGUGCUGCGAGACCUCUCAAUCUGGUCGCAUUGUCUCCGACUGUGAAACAACGUGCGAAAAUGCGAGCUCCGGAAUUUCUCCCACUAAUAUUCGAACCAGAAUCGCGUUUUUACAGUGAUCCCGUUAUUGUUUUGGAUUUCCAAAGUCUCUACCCAUCGAUGAUGAUCGCUUACAAUUAUUGUUUUUCUACAUGCAUCGGGAGAGUCCAAAAUAUAAAUGGCGACGCGCCGUACGAGUUCGGAGCGUGGCGUCUUCGAAUACCGCAGAAGAAGCUCGAAGGCCUGACGCGGCAGCGGCUCGUGCACUGGUCGCCGGCGGGCGUGGGCUUCGUGUCGGCGCGCGCGCGGCGCGGCGUGCUGCCCGCGCUGCUGCGCCGCAUCCUGGCCGCGCGCCGGGCCGUCAGGGCGGGCGGGCGCCUGCAGGCCGACGAAGCCGUCAGGAAGGCGAUGCACUCCCGGCAAUUGGGUUUAAAGCUAAUAGCGAAUGUUACGUACGGGUACACCGCCGCCAACUUCAGCGGUCGCAUGCCGUGUGUGGAGGUCGGGGACAGCGUCGUCGCUAAGGGCAGGGAAACUCUGGAACGAGCCAUUCAACUUGUCAACAAAAGCAAAUGGAAUGCUAAGGUAGUGUACGGCGACACGGACUCCAUGUUCGUGUUGGUGCCGGGCGGCUCUCGCGCAGAGGCCUUCGAAAUCGGACGCCAGAUAGCGGACGCCGUCACCGCCGACAACCCGUCGCCGGUCGCCUUGAAACUAGAAAAGGUGUAUCAGCCGUGUAUUCUACAAACAAAGAAACGUUACGUGGGCUACAUGUACGAGAGUCCGGAGCAAGAGAAGCCAGUGUACGAAGCUAAAGGUAUCGAGACCGUGCGUCGUGAUGGAUGCCCAGCUGGCGUUAAGCUUCUCCAAAGGUCUCUCUGCGAGUUGUUCGAAACAGGCGAUAUGUCACGUGUUAAAAAAAUCGUUUGCGGGGUAUUGUCGAAACUAGCGGAUGGUACGCUUUCACCACAAGAGCUGUUCUUCACCCGAGAGUAUCAUGGGCCGAAUGGCUAUCGACCGGGAGCCGCAGCUCCACCGAACGAGAUCGCUAAACGCGCGCUGAGCCGCGACGGGCGCGCGGGCCCGCGGGCGGGCGAGCGCGUGGCGUGGGCGCUGUGCGCGGGCGCGCCGCACACGCCGCUCGUGCGCCUGGCGCGCGCGCCGCCCGAGCUGCUGCGCGACGCCGCGCUGGCGCCGCACGUGCCGUACUACGCCACGCGCGUGCUCUUGCCGCCCUUGCAUCGCUGUCUAUCGCUGCUGGGCGUCGACGUCUUCAAGUGGUGGCAAGAAAUCGGCUGGAGUCGCGAGGCACAAAUAGAAAGAGGGGGCAGUUCCGGCGGCAUAGCGCGGUACAUGCAGCGCGGGCGCUGCGCGGUGUGCGGUGCGCGCGGGACGCGCUCGCUGUGCGCGCGCUGCGCCGCCCGCACGCGCGCCUCCGCCGCCGCCGUCGCCGACAAGCUCGCGCGCGCACACCGCCACCUGCAUCAGUGUCUACAGAUUUGCAAAUCGUGUUGUAAUCAUCAACUUUAUAUAAAAUGCGAAAACACAGAGUGUCCGGUGUUGUGGCGACGAGUAUCGUCUCAACAGAAGAUAGAACAUAUGCGAGAAAUAACUGCUAACUUACCUCCUGUUUAUAUGAAAGAGAACUUAGAUUUCUAGUAACAAAUUUUAUAGUUAAAUGUAGAUAUGUAAGCACGUAUAUAAUUUAUGAAAUUAUGUUUAAAUAAGAUGAAUAAAGAAGUGUUCAUUAAAGC